Penicillium cosmopolitanum is the source of this 342-nucleotide messenger RNA. RefSeq lists its product as uncharacterized. The transcript has 2 exons. NCBI's taxonomy places the organism in Eukaryota, Fungi, Ascomycota, Eurotiomycetes, Eurotiales, Aspergillaceae. The record is from RefSeq and is a predicted model, not a curated record. The coding region runs from base 1 to 342 and encodes 113 amino acids.
AUGUGCUUCGAAUGCGACACCUGGUUCACUGACCCGGGAGAGUGGGAACUUCAUUGCUUUGAGCAUUUGCAGCAACCAGACAUGCUCCUUCGCUGUGAUCCACUUAUGUUUCGCAGCGCCCCUAUCAAAGCAGGAUUUUGUCCCUUCUGUCUUGGAAAUAAGCAUCUUGACCUAUCAAAAAGAAUGACUCAAUUUGUCACAAACCGGUCCGAAUGCAUCCUGCUUGUCAGCUGGAUUUUAACAGCCAAGAGCUUCUACUUCAUCAUCUUAUUGACGCUCAUUGCUGGAUCCUGGGGAAAGCGCCAUCCAAGAAAAGGAAACAUGAAUCAUGUACGUAAGUAG